Molecule: messenger RNA, 3054 nt
Organism: Larimichthys crocea (large yellow croaker)
Lineage: Eukaryota; Metazoa; Chordata; Actinopteri; Sciaenidae
Gene: gprc6a
Product: G protein-coupled receptor, class C, group 6, member A
Exons: 6
Coding region: 154-2880 (908 amino acids)
Biological process (GO): G protein-coupled receptor signaling pathway
Cellular component (GO): plasma membrane
Molecular function (GO): G protein-coupled receptor activity
Source: RefSeq, a predicted model, not a curated record
UAAAGUGUGAAAGAGGAAGCAAGAGGGAAUUUUCUUUUAGCCCGGAGAAGAUGCUUCAAAAGGGGAGUUUCACUCUGCUGGAGGCAAAGAACUACCAAGAGAGCAGAGAGAGGGGACAGAGGGAAAGAGAGCUGAGAAAACACAGAGGUCAGAAUGGCCUGCGCUGCUCUUGUAGUCUAUCUUAAUCUUUGCCUUAUUAUUCUGGAAACAGGACAUGCCACUGAAAAGGGUACCCGAGUGCCUCAAGCUACUGCUCCAGGAGAUAUCAUCAUCGGAGGAAUCUUUCCCAUUCAUGAAGACGUAGCCAAAGAGAAUAACUCGUAUGCACCCCACAUACAGCCGUGUAUCAGGUUGGACAACAGAGGCCUGGUGAAGGCACUGGCUAUGAUCAAUGUUAUAGAGACCAUGAAUAAAUCCCCUCUGCUGGCUGAUGUUAAUAUCACUCUGGGCUACCAGAUCAUGGACUCCUGCUCUGAUGUAAGCACAGCUCUGAGAGCCACAGCACACUUCACCCAGCAGGCCAACUGUCCCACCUGUGCCCAGCCAGUCAUUGCUGUUAUAGGGGCCACUCACUCUGAACUGUCCAUUGCCAUCGCCAGGCAACUGACUCUCAAGAUGAUUCCUCAAAUCAGUUAUUCAUCGACCACUGCAAUUCUCAGUGAUAAAAGUCGCUUUCCUGCCUUCAUGAGGACCAUUCCUAAUGACCAGCAUCAGACAGCUGCCAUGGCCAGUCUGCUCAGCAUCUAUGGCUGGAACUGGGUGGGUAUAGUUACCACAGACGGAAAUUAUGGCCGGUCAGCUCUCGAUGACUUUGUGUCCCACGCUUCUAAAAAGGGGAUCUGUGUGGCCUUUAAAUCAAUAUUACCUCAAUCUAUAACCAGUCAAGAUGUCGCCUCUGCCAUCACGGCGGCUGCCGAAACCAUCUGCAAGAAUCCCAAGGUACAGGUGAUUGUGUCAUUUGCCAAGGCGAGGCACAUGAUGAACCUUUACGAGGAGCUAAAGAAUCAGGUGCUGAAAUCAGGAGGGGCCUUGGAGUCAAUGAGAAGAGUCUGGGUAGCCAGUGACAGCUGGUCCUCCUCCAGCUCUGUGAAAGGGAACUUCACUUUAGAGGACAUAGGACAUGUUGUUGGCCUCACCUUCAAAAGUGGAAACCUGUCGUCAUUCAGUGAGUACCUGAGCAGGUUGGAAGCAGCUGGACAUGACUACACAGGGGAUAACUCCUUCUUGCAGGAGUUCUAUAUGAAGCUAAAUGCUAGUAGAGAUGCUAAGCUGAUGUCUGAAGCUGUGAAGACCCUCAGGGAACACACUCACGCCGACACUGUCUUCAGUGUUGAGAUGGCAGUUAGCGCUGUCACUCAGGCUGUGGUGUCUAUCUGCAGGAGCAGAGACUGCAGAAAACCAGGCACAGUGCAACCAUGGGAGGUGUUGGAGGCUCUGCGGAUGCAGGAGUUCAAACUUAGACAAAAGAGCUACACAUUUGACAGCAGAGGAGACAUCAACCUGGGCUAUGAUGUGAUAAUGUGGAGGUCAGACGGAGGGAAAAUUCAUGUCCAUGAUGUUGUAGCUGAGUAUCACUUACUCAAAAACAACUUCACCUACACCAACUGCAGCACCACCCAAAGUCUCCGGGACCUGAAGUUCAUCAUCUCAAAAUGUUCUACAAGCUGCAUCCCUGGAGAGUCCAAGAAAACAGUUGAGGGCCAACACACAUGUUGUUAUGAGUGCAUCAACUGUACUGAAAACUACUACUCUAAUGACACAGAUAUGGACCAGUGUCUGAGUUGUGACACAGACACAGAGUGGUCUCCUAAGGGCAGCUCAAGGUGCAUCUUCAAAGAGCUGCUCUUCUUCUCCUGGCAGGACGGCUUUGCUGUGGUGCUCCUAACAUUUUCUGUCCUGGGCAUCCUGCUGGCUCUGCUGGUGUCAGCUCUGUUUUUACGUCAGCGUGAAACUCCUGUAGUGAAGGCUGCCGGAGGGCCACUGAGCCAGGUCAUUCUGUUCUCCUUGGUCAUCAGUUACAUCAGUGCCGUGCUGUUUGUUGGUCGGCCCAACAGUUUCCAGUGUAAGGCUCGACAGGUGCUCUUUGGCAUAAGCUUCACUCUGUGUGUCUCCUGCAUCCUAGUCAAAACCCUGCAGAUCCUGCUAGCCUUCCAGUUUGAUCCUAAGCUGCAGGAAGUUCUGCGGAGGCUCUACAAGCCUUAUGUCAUUGUCAGCAUUUGUGUGGCCUUACAGGCAGCUACCUGCAUUUGCUGGCUGGUCCUCAAAAGUCCAGUUAAUGACACCACCAGUCAACCAACCACUCUGCUGGAGGAAUGUAAUGAGGGCUCAUAUUUAGCCUUCGGGGUGAUGCUAGGCUACAUAGCUGUCCUGGCUUUUGUGUGUUUCAUCUGUGCCUUCAAAGGACGCAAACUGCCACAGCAGUACAAUGAGGCAAAGUUCAUCACCUUCAGCAUGCUGCUCUACCUCAUCUCAUGGCUGCUCUUUGUUCCUGUCUACAUCACCACUUCAGGAGUGUACCUGCCGGCUGUGGAGAUGGUGGUCAUUCUCAUCUCCAACUAUGGCAUCCUCAGCUGUCAUUUCUUCCCAAAGUGCUACGUCAUCCUUUUUAAGAAAGAACAAAACACCAAGUAUGCUUUCAGGAAGAAUCUGUACGAUUACUCCAGCAAAACCACAAGUGCUGUCUCUGUUUGUGAGAGUCCGGCAUCAGAUCAACAGUUCAGUGGUCAACCCUACAUCAUCAGUGCUUCAUCCCUCUCUGUACCUAGAGCCAACCCUGUGGAACCUGCUGUGAGGACAAACUGCAGAUUUGAAAAAAGCUACACAGGUUUAAACAGAGGUUCAGUCACACGGCACUGCCUCAGAAGAAGCACCAGCAUAUAAACGUUUUACAUGAACAUGAUUAUUUAAAAUUAGUUGCAAGAAAUCAUUUAUAUUUUUUUAAUUUAUACUGAACUGUACAUGUGAAAACAAACUUUACCCUGUGUAUACUUUGUUCAUGUGUUCUUGUACUUGUCUCCACUUGUUUUGCAACCCUUACUGCCUAAUACAGUGUAU